Messenger RNA from Macroventuria anomochaeta, 2474 nucleotides. Its product is annotated as PIN domain-like protein. Gene Ontology annotation, cellular component: nucleus. Gene Ontology annotation, molecular function: 5'-3' DNA exonuclease activity; metal ion binding; DNA binding. The record is from RefSeq and is a predicted model, not a curated record. The transcript is spliced from 3 exons. The coding region runs from base 191 to 2329 and encodes 712 amino acids. Lineage: Eukaryota; Fungi; Ascomycota; Dothideomycetes; Pleosporales; Didymellaceae. Gene Ontology annotation, biological process: mismatch repair; DNA double-strand break processing; DNA recombination.
GUGCUCCACUGUAUCGAGAACGUCUGCUCAUCACAGGCCGUAAGGCUGCCCUCACUGACACCGAUUUUCCUUAGUAACGCAGGGUACUCUUCGACACAUUGAACACGGACCUUCAAGACCGUAAUGUCCUCAUAGCAGCGAUCUAAAAGCCUUUGUUUGGGCUUGACGCGUGAGGGGCAAAACCUCAAAGAUGGGUAUCUCCGGACUUCUACCGCUGCUCAAAUCUAUCCACAAGCCAUGCAACCUCAAAAAGUUCGCCGGCCAGACCAUUGGCGUAGAUGCCUAUGGCUGGUUGCAUCGAGGGACGGCUGCCUGUGCCAUUGAUCUGGCUUUGGCGAAGCCGACUACCAAAUAUAUCGAUUUUUGCAUGAACCGCGUCCGCAUGCUUAUUCAUUUUGGCAUAACACCGUACCUCAUCUUCGAUGGAGAUAACCUCCCCAGCAAAGCCGGCACCGAGAAAGACCGCAGAGAGAGGAGAAAAGAGGGCAAGCGACUAGGCCUGGAGCUACUCAGGGUCGGCAAGACGUCACAAGCGCAACUGGAACUACAGAAGGCUGUCGAUGUCACACCAGAGAUGGCACGGGCAUUCAUCGAGGAGCUCAAGGCCAGCAACGUCCAGUAUAUUGUCGCACCGUACGAAGCAGACUCGCAGAUGGUGUACCUGGAACGCAAGGGCAUCAUUGAUGGUAUUCUGUCCGAAGACUCAGAUCUCCUAGUCUUUGGCGCGAAGUGCCUGAUCACAAAGCUCGACAAGUACGGAGACUGUGUCGAAGUCAACCGCAAUCACUUCACGGCCUGCAGAGAAAUCAGCCUAGUGGGCUGGUCAGACGCCGAUUUCAGACGGAUGGCCAUCCUAAGUGGGUGCGACUAUCUGCCUGGUAUCGGAGGACUAGGCUUGAAGACCGCUCACCGUAUGCUUCGAAAGCACAAGACCGUCGACCGUCUAGUCAAGGCUGCGCAAUUCGAUGGCAAGCUGAAGGUACCCAAUGGCUUCAUGGCGGACUUCGAUCAAGCGGAGAAGACGUUCUUGUACCAGUGGGUAUUCUGUCCGAUCGAGAACCAACUGGUCAACCUGACACCACUCCCGGAUGGUGUUGAUAUUGCCGAUAUGCCCUACCUGGGCGAAGAAGUGGCAGCGCACCUUGCAGCAGGGGUAGCGAAGGGCGACCUGUACCCGCGUACGAAGCUACCUAUGACGGUCGCAAGCAAGGUGUUUGGAGCAUCUCGACGGGCAUCGACACACGUACAGACGCCGGAUUUAAAGGGUACCAAGUCGAUCGACUCUUUCUUCAAGCCCAAGCGUACACCGUUGGCCGAGCUGGAUCCAAAUAUUUUCACACCUUCCCCAAGUCAGCAAGUCCUAUUGGAACAGCAAAGGAACAGCACGGGCUGGGCAGCAGUACCCGCGCCUGGGUCACAAUCAACAUCACGGCCAUCCGUUCCAAGCACGGCCCCUCAGCCUGCGAGACGAAUCAUAUCCGAUCCCACAGGGCGUAGACGAUCCGCUCCACAUCCAUCUAAAAGGCAACGGUUAUGCUCUGACUCCAUACUCACCACUCCUUCCGCAGGCGGAGAGGGCGUUGUACGAAGCCAGUUUUUUGCAUCGACUAUGCCUGAGCCAAGUCCUUCGAUUCGCCCAACUAAGAACAACAGACGAAAGACGGACUACGGCUUCGAGCUGUACUCCGACGACUCACUAGGGGAGGCUAUGGCAGAAGCGGCAGAUCUUGAAGAGACUGCCUCUCAGUCGAAGAAGAAGUUGAGGAUUUUCAGCGACACACAAAGCGACUCACAGUCAACUGCCACCACACGAACCCCCACAGGCGAGUCACAGGACUCUACCGGGAUAUUGACACCCGCCACUUCUUUUGGGAGUCCGGAACCGGAGAGCGUCUCCAGUGCUGCAAUCUCGUCGCAGAUGAAGGAGCUGCGGUCCAAGUUCACCUACAAGGGCCCCGAGUCAAGUUUCACAAGUUCGAUAAGCACAAUGACAAGCAAACUACGCAGACGCGAUACCGAGGCACGGACCCCCUCAGCUUUACCGCUUGAGCUCUUCUCCAUGACUGCACAAGAGACCAAGGUAGAGAGCAUCGUCCCUGGCACACCACCUCCUGUGGACGAACAGCCUGACAUCGAAAAUUCAGCAUGGGCAGCUAUAGACUCUGAAAUAGUCGUGCCUGCCUCAUCACCACCAGUCACACCAGCGAAAAGGCGGCGCUCCUCACUGAAAGGGAGCGAAGAUCUGAUUGUACACGACAGCGAUGGCGAAAGCGUCAGUUCGCCGCGCAAGCCCAUGUUUAACCUCAAUCGGUUCGCUUUCACCGGAUAGGUUUUCACCUUUUGACGGCAUGUUUUGAACAAACGCGAGCGUUACAUUGUUUGAUGGUUACGCCCUUCAUGAUUGGACGUUGGAGACUUGGAAGAUAUCAUUGUAUUGGCAUAGCAUAGCAUAGCGACGCGUAUUCUAGCUCAAU